UUCAAAUACCCCUCUAUUGUCACAACCACCAGAAACAUGCUCUUCUUCAGUUUCUUCAAGACCCUUACGAACCAGGUCGUCACAAUCGAGCUCAAGAAUGACAUCCGUAUUCGCGGAACGCUGAAAUCGGUCGACCAGUACCUCAACAUCAAGCUCGAUGAUAUUGAUGUGCUAGAUCUGGAUAAAUACCCGCAUCUCUCGUCCGUGAAGAACAUGUUCAUCCGUGGUAGUGUCGUGCGAUAUGUCAUACUGCCGCGAUCAGAAGUUGAUGUUGGUCUGCUGGAGGACGCUACAAGAAGGGAAGCUGCAAACCAGGCGGGCAAAGCUCGAUGAUUUUGUCCCAAGCUCGACCUAUUUUCUAUCUAAUUAAUCUGCUUUCACGACGUGAUAUCGCCAUCGCGCUACCUGACGCAAUCGCUUUCCACCCCGAGGACUAGAGAAACGUGUAUGACGAUGGAUGAUGGCCUAUAUUUGAUCCAAAGGCCAGUUGAAAAGAUGACGGGAGACAAGCAAUUGAGAAUUCAGAAAUCUCUUGCUUUCAAAGGACACCAAUGAGUUCGGCUCAUGAUUAUGAUAAUAUCCACUGCGACAGAUUUGGAGCGAUUCCGAACGCAGUUGUUUUGUUGACG
Aspergillus ochraceoroseus IBT 24754 is the source of this 629-nucleotide messenger RNA. RefSeq names its product Sm-like protein LSM2. The record is from RefSeq and is a predicted model, not a curated record. Lineage: Eukaryota; Fungi; Ascomycota; Eurotiomycetes; Eurotiales; Aspergillaceae. The transcript has 3 exons. Gene Ontology annotation, cellular component: U4/U6 x U5 tri-snRNP complex; catalytic step 2 spliceosome; precatalytic spliceosome. Gene Ontology annotation, molecular function: RNA binding. Bases 37 to 333 code for a protein of 98 amino acids. Gene Ontology annotation, biological process: mRNA splicing, via spliceosome.